AUGCCCAAACCAGAUAUAACAUUGAAACAAAAUCAGGAUAUUUCCCAAUUGCUUCGUGAUGAAAUACCAUUAUUCGACAACUCUAUAACGUCAAAAGAUAAAGAAAUCAUUGAAACGUUAUCCGAAAUAUAUUCAAUUAUCAUCACAUUAGAUCAUGUAGAGAAAGCAUACCUAAAGGACUCCAUAAACGAUACACAAUAUACCAAUACUGUUGACAAACUACUAAAACAAUUCAAGGUCUACUUGAACUCUCAAAAUAAAGAUGAAAUUAACAAGCACUUCCAAUCCAUAGAGGCAUUUUCCAACAAAUACAACAUUACAGCUUCAAACGCAAUAACAAGAUUGGAGAGAGGUAUACCAAUUACAGCAGAACAUGCCAUAUCUACCACUACCUCUACCGCAUCCGGUGAUAAUGAACAUGGUUCUUUUAACGAUAAAAAAUUCAAUGCUAAAUGCGUUGCUGAGGCCACCGGUAAUUUUAUCACUGUAAUGGAUGCUCUGAAACUGAAUUACAAUGCGAAAGAUCAGUUACACCCUUUAUUGGCAGAACUAUUAAUCAGUAUAAACCGUGUCACCAGGGACGAUUUUGAGAAUAGGUCAAAAUUAAUCGAUUGGAUUGUCAAGAUAAACAAGUUGUCAAUUAGUGACACUUUAGCUGAAACAGAAAUCAGAGAACUACUCUUUGAUUUGGAACUAGCCUAUAAAAGUUUUUAUGCUUUGUUAGAUUAA
Molecule: messenger RNA, 729 nt
Organism: Saccharomyces mikatae IFO 1815
Lineage: Eukaryota; Fungi; Ascomycota; Saccharomycetes; Saccharomycetales; Saccharomycetaceae
Gene: VPS28
Product: ESCRT-I subunit protein VPS28
Exons: 1
Coding region: 1-729 (242 amino acids)
Biological process (GO): protein transport to vacuole involved in ubiquitin-dependent protein catabolic process via the multivesicular body sorting pathway
Cellular component (GO): ESCRT I complex
Molecular function (GO): protein-containing complex binding
Source: RefSeq, a predicted model, not a curated record